AUGGCGCAUGAGGCAGCUCCCGAGUGGGCUCGUUCGAUUCUGGCUUCGGUGACGGGCAUCGACGCAAAGCUCUCGUCGUUCCAGGUCGAGAUCACGGCGUCUGUCACGGAGAUGCGCUCGGACUACGGCCAGCUAGCCGCGAGGAUGAACAUCUUGGAGGCGAGCAUGGAGCAGUAUCAGUCGAGUGAGGAUGUCAUGGCCGACAUUUCCGCGGAGGCUGAACGUCAGGUAAGGAUGCAGAAGCUCGAGUCCAUGGUCCAGAAGCUAGAGAGCCAGAUCAACGACACGAAGGCGAUAUUCGAGUUCAAUUCAGCAUCGGCAGCGUCGGAUUUCCUUAGCAAUUUCCAGAAGAUCGAAGGCGAGCUUCAGUUUCCCGACCCCAAAGGCGGACAUUUCGUGCUCAAAGUCCGCAGAGACCUCAAGGUCAAAGAUCGUCGUCUUUUCCUCGCAAUGGGCAAGCUCAGACAGAAGCUCGAGGCACUGCUCAAUGGCAGGUUCACGGUUGGCUCGAACGGACUCGGCGGCGACGUCUACAUUCUGCGAGGGGAGGAGGACCCUGUUCAGUGUGCACACGUGACGGUACUUGAGGGGGUGAAUGAUGUCCAGGUUGAAUUCACUGACUCCACUUUGACGGAGUUUGGCAUUCUGGCAGACAAAGCCAGCCUGAUGGAUGCGGCUCAGGAACUGGGGCUGACAACGGAGUUCCCUGCACUGAGACAGUACGCUCGUGCGGUGCAGUUGCGCGCGGCUAUCACUUGCCCUGCAUUUGCUCAGGUUAAGGCGCGGCUGGAAGCCGCCACCUCGACGGAACGGAUACGGAACGGGAUGGAGGAGACCUUCCGGCUCCAGGGCGUGAAGAUCCUGCGGGGCUGGUUGCAGGAGCCUCGCGCGGGGCACGAGAUCCAAGCAGAGAAGCGGGAGAGCAGCAGCGGCGUCGUGACGGACGCCUUCGAGCAGGUCUGCGACAUGGAGACGGGCGACGCAUUGUCCGAGGACGUGGGGCGCAGCGCGAGCCUGAAGGUGGCGCUCACGCAGGCGGCCGCGGAGCCGACCAUGAAGCAGGUGCUGUUCGAGCUCAGCGACCAGGUGCCCAACCUGGCGGCGUUCCUCUUCAUGCCCACGGGCGACCUGUCGCCCCCGCCGCUCGCGGCGGCCCAGGACGCGCUGGGGCGCGGCCCCUUCGUGGCGGGGCUGGUGUUCCUGAUCUUCAGCGGCGUCACGGAGACGGGGUUGGGCCCGCCCGGCUGCAGCAGCCGCGGCUCCGCCCCGCCGCGGUGGGCCGGCGGGGUGGCCGGCGCCGCGGGCCCCCGGCCGGAGGCGCCGGCACAGGGCCCCCAUGCAGCUGGAGGGCCUCCAGCUGGAGGUGCGGGAGCUCCGGCAGGAGAGCUGCGGGGGGGCCUGGACCGCUUGCUGGAGGCGCUGCUGCCGCCCUUGGGCGAGCUGCAACAGACCCUCGAGGCCUCGAAGCAUGUGCCCGUCGGUUCCGUCUCGGACAUCGGCGCGUGGCUGGCGCCAGGCGCGCCGCGGGCCGGCUCCCCGAGGCAGAAGAAGAAGAGGGAGAUCGGCGGGCGCCCGCCGCGCCCCGGGCCAGGGCAGCGGGCGCGCCUCCCGCCGCGGCGGCGGCCGCGCGGGGAGGCGGCGGCGAGGGCCCGUCGCGGGGCCGUCCGGGGCGCCACGUCUCCAGCGGCCAGGCGUCCGACGACCCCACCAACGUUGAGGACAGGUGUUCUAUGGGGUCAGCAGAAGAGCAUUGUUCGGUGA
Molecule: messenger RNA, 1761 nt
Organism: Prorocentrum cordatum
Lineage: Eukaryota; Dinophyceae; Prorocentrales; Prorocentraceae
Source: the annotation of a GenBank genome assembly